AUGGCGCUCCAAAACCUAAAUCUAACGGUAAUCGUCGCAACAACCCACUCCCUAGGGAUCGGAAAAUCCGGCACACUACCAUGGCAUCUCCCAACUGACCUCUCCUACUUCUCCCGCGUCACAAAGCGUCCCCCCCCAUCCCAAUCCCCAUCCACAUCCCCUCCGGUGUUAAACACCCUAAUAAUGGGCCGAAAAACAUACUUCUCCAUCCCUCCAAAAUUCCGCCCGCUGCCAUCACGCCGCAACAUCGUCAUCUCCCGUUCCUCGCGGCCGGAUUCUUUCAAUGACGCGAGUACCUGGGUCACCUCCUUCCCCGACGCGAUUGCUGCUGCGGGCGGCGACGGCGGCAGGAUAUUCGUAAUUGGCGGUGCGGAGAUAUACAAGCUUGCCAUGGAGGACGAGAGGACCAGGAAUGUGCUAUUGACUCGUGUUGAGGGGGAGUUUGGCUGUGACCGAUUCUUUCCGGUGGAUGUCAGGGACGAGGGAAAUACUGGGUGGGCGCAGAGGGGGCACGAGGAGCUUUGCGCAUUCGUUGGGGAGGCGGUGCCCGCGGGGGCUAGGGAGGAGAAUGGGGUGAGGUUUUGGUUUGAGCUGUAUCAGAGGCCUUGA
Tuber melanosporum (Perigord truffle) is the source of this 609-nucleotide messenger RNA. RefSeq lists its product as uncharacterized. The record is from RefSeq and is a predicted model, not a curated record. The transcript has a single exon. Gene Ontology annotation, cellular component: mitochondrion. Gene Ontology annotation, biological process: dihydrofolate metabolic process; tetrahydrofolate biosynthetic process; folic acid metabolic process. NCBI's taxonomy places the organism in Eukaryota, Fungi, Ascomycota, Pezizomycetes, Pezizales, Tuberaceae. The coding region runs from base 1 to 609 and encodes 202 amino acids. Gene Ontology annotation, molecular function: dihydrofolate reductase activity; NADP binding.